Molecule: messenger RNA, 2726 nt
Organism: Daphnia pulicaria
Lineage: Eukaryota; Metazoa; Arthropoda; Branchiopoda; Diplostraca; Daphniidae
Product: meckelin-like
Exons: 15
Coding region: 8-2671 (887 amino acids)
Biological process (GO): cilium assembly
Cellular component (GO): ciliary transition zone; MKS complex
Source: RefSeq, a predicted model, not a curated record
AGUGACGAUGAUCGUGUUAGUUGCUCAUUACCUGCUUUUUUUCAUCUUAAAGAAGGUGGAGGCCUACGAUGUCAUAUUGUCUUCGUUUCCUGAAAGCUGCAAUCGUUCCUCCUACUUUGAUUCGAUAUCACAUAAGUGCAAAGGUUGCGGGGUCUUUCAAAUAUCUUCCGAUGACCGUUUGAGUUGUGAGUGUGGCUUUGGCUACUACCCUGAAUUUAAUGAAAAGUCCAAAGCAAUUGAAUGCUUACGCUGUAACCAAUCAAUUCAGUCAGAAAUGUGUCUAAAAAGCAAUCUCACGUGUGAACCGUACGACAUCAAAGUCCUUCAAAUUACUGGAAAUAUUACCUCCGCACGAUGUCUGAAAUGCCCGCUUUGGCAUCAGCCUGAUGACACAAAAUCUUCGUGCGUUCCUUGUUCGAACAUGUGUCAUUGUCCUAGUGAAUACGAAGAUGUGAACGGAACUUGCGUCAAAGAUUUAUUCACGAUUCCCGAAACACCCACUAUCUUUACAUAUAACUUACACGGGAGACCUUACAUUUCUAAUUAUUUGCGGAAUUGGGUUAGAUUGACGGCAAUUAAAUGCAAGGCACACGGUGGAGGAAAAUACUGCGAACAUCUGAUCAAUCUCUGUGUCUUAACGGAUUACAACUACGAUUCUCAGUCAGCUUGCUCUCUUUAUCGACAAUUAUCUGGAGGCUUUAGCAAUUCAAUAUACUACGACGAUAGUCAAAACGAAUAUCUACUAAACUCCGCCAGGAUAAACAUACUGAAAGAUCAAAAAAUGGAUUUUAUGGUUAAACAAUACGCAUUAGAUGGUACAUAUUUAUUGAUCCAGCCUCUUCAAUCGGUUUUUAAAUCAUUGUGCUGCACUGGAACUUGGAAACCAAUCCAACGAAAUGCCAAUAUUUAUCACAGCUGUUCGGUUUAUUCGAAAGUUUUCAACAUGGCUGAUAUGCGCUUUUAUGAAAUUUAUUUCGUUGAUCGGGCAAUUAAUCAAUCAAGAUUGAUCAACGUUCCAAUAAAAAUAUUGAACCUUGUUCGCGGAGGCGUUCAACGUAAUAGGGAGGAUAAAGAUAUUUCUCGAUGGCAACUCACAAAGAGGUUCUUUAAUUUUGACUCGGCAACUGGAAGUAAUCAAGAAGGAAACACCGACUUCGUCCGAUAUCUAUCUUCUCUUACUAUUAGAAUUUCUGUUAUGUCUGGUGAAAAAUCAUUAGCAUUACGAUUACCUUAUGCAACAAUCAACUACGAAUCUAUUGGUAGCCUUGAGAAUGGAAAUUCACCCGUUAUUCAUUUCGCUGUAAAAAAUACCGUUAGUAUGGAUGAAGCUAUGAAAUCUCUUGAGAUUGCACUGAGCGUGUUGAGCACUUUCGGGGCUCUUUAUGCUUUGAUAAGGAUUGUCGUAUGGUACAUAAGAUCAGAUAAAGCAACAAUUGAUCUUCAGACUCUAAUUCGCUUGUUGGUCUACGGAGCAGACAUAUUGGCCAACGUAAUUUUAAUAGUGAUUUUCUUCAUCACUUUUUACUGGUUUAUGACCUUUCGACAACAAGAGGAAGUGACUGUUAGUCUUCCUGCAAGGCAAGAAGAACAGUUUAUUAAAGACCUUGUCAUUAGUGCUUUCACGUUAAAGACGAUUAGUGUAUUAUGGAUGAUCGGAGAACAAUGUAACGUCGAUAUUUUUCUGAUUGACUGGGAGAGUCCGAGGCCGACGAAAGGCGAAAUAGUUAGCGUAUGGAGGAUGUUCUUUGUUGCUAACGAAUGGAACGAACUUCAAGUAGCGCGUAAAAGCUCUAUAUCCCUACAGGUCAUUCUAGUGUUAUUGACACUCAAGGUCUUCCAGUUUGAGCGAUUUGCUUUAGAAAUUCCAGCUACUUAUUUCAUGGCAGACACGUUUUUAAAUUACAACACAGUGUUGCGCCUAGCGCUUGGUUUGUUCACCUAUCUCUUCUUCAGCCUAGCGCAAAAUAUUUUGAAUGCCGCGCUCUUCGAACGUUACGUUGAGCACAAAAUCCAACGAUUUACUGAUGUCUGUACACUUUCAAACAUAUCAGUUUGGCUUCGAAUUCACUCGCGCUACGGCUUCUACAUUCACGGAAGAUCGCCGCACGGAUUUGCAGACAUCAACAUGCAGACCAUGUGUCAACAAUUACAAAGGGAAGAAGAAAAUCUGUGCGCUCAACGAGGUCUUGUUCAGGGUCAAGACACUCAAACGUUUUCCAUUUUCUUCCACGAGACUCUUUCAGAUAAAUGGAGAAAACUUGUAAAGAAUCAGUCUAGCGGUACCAGCACUGUAUUUUUCAAGCUGAAUGAAUUUUUUACAUCUUUCCUGGAUCAUGCUUUCAGGGAACUCGACUACGAAGUGCGUGAUAGACAUUUCUUGGAAACCGUACUCGAUAUAGAAAUGUGGUGGAAUAUGUCGCAAAAUGAGCGAUCUAUAUUCUAUAACGAUGGAAGAAAUUGUUUCGAUUCCGUUUUGUUCUACGGCAAUGAAGUGACAUUGGUGAGUUUUGAAAUGCUGCUCUUUUCAUUGGUAGAUGUUUACUGCCAUAGCUACCUCACUGCUGCUCUUACAGUUUUCAUCGUUUUUAAAGCACUACAAUUUGUUCGAUAUCGAUUUGGAAGACGUAACUUGGCAAAGAAAACCAUGAUUGAUUCCCGAUUUCUAUUUUAGCUUUACUUCUUACGAUGUUUUCUUCUAAUUUCACUAGCAUUCUAUUUUUCUUCUA